This is a messenger RNA of Erpetoichthys calabaricus (reedfish), 1605 nucleotides long. Its product is annotated as keratin, type II cytoskeletal cochleal-like. Lineage: Eukaryota; Metazoa; Chordata; Cladistia; Polypteriformes; Polypteridae. The coding region runs from base 46 to 1590 and encodes 514 amino acids. Gene Ontology annotation, cellular component: keratin filament. Gene Ontology annotation, molecular function: structural constituent of skin epidermis. The transcript is spliced from 7 exons. The record is from RefSeq and is a predicted model, not a curated record. Gene Ontology annotation, biological process: keratinization; intermediate filament organization.
UUUGUUUGCACCAAUUAGAUUUAGACAAACUAGUGAAAGGCAAAAAUGAGUCUCAGCAAGACUACUAGUAUAAGGAGCAGUGGGGGACGAGGAACCUCUAAAUCAAUGAUUGUGCCGAUGAGCAGGCAAAGAAUGAGCUUUGUGUCCAGGUCCAGGGCAGCUCCUGUUAGCACUUUAUUCUCAAGUGGUAGCAGCUAUAAGGCUGGUGGUGGUGGUGGUGGUGGCGGCUUUGCGGUUCGUUCUGGGGGUGGAAUUGGAUCACCACUUUCUAGAGGGGCAGAAGUAGGAUUAGGUAGAGGAUAUGGUGGAGGAUUCAGUAGCAGGCUCGUUGGAGGAUUAGGUACCGGAUAUGGUGGCGGAUUCGGCGGUGGAAUUGGCGGUGGAAUUGGUGGCGGAUUGGGCAGUGGAAUUGGCGGUGGAAUGGGUGGCGGAUUGCACGGUGUAAUGGGUCCAGCAACACCAAUCACAUCAGUCACCGUUAACCAGAGUUUACUGGCCCCUCUCAACCUGGAAAUUGAUCCCAACAUUCAGCAAGUACGAGCCCAGGAAAAGGAGCAGAUCAAGAUCCUCAACAAUCGCUUUGCCUCCUUCAUUGACAAGGUCCGCUUCCUGGAGCAGCAGAACAAGAUGCUGGAGACCAAAUGGAACCUCCUGCAAGAGCAAAGUGGUAGUGGUCCAGGUGGUGUAAGAUCUAAUAUUGAACCCAUGUUUGAAGCCUACAUUGCUAAUCUGCGUCGGCAGCUAGACGGCUUGAACAAUGAGAAAAUUAGGCUGGAUUUAGAUUUGAAAAACAUGCAAGGCUUGGUGGAAGACUUCAAGAACAAAUAUGAAGAUGAAAUCAACAAAAGGGCUACAGUGGAAAAUGAUUUUGUCCUGCUGAAAAAGGAUGUUGAUGGUGCUUACAUGAACAAGGUUGAACUGGAGGCCAAGGUCCAGGCACUUCAAGAUGAGAUUAACUUUUUGCGUGCCCUCUACGAUGCGGAGCUCACCGAAUUACAGAAUCAGGUUAAAGACACCUCAGUGAUUCUAGAGUUGGAUAACAGCCGCAAUCUCGAUCUGAAUGCCAUCGUGGCAGAAGUGCGCGCUCAGUAUGAAGACAUUGCCAACCGCAGCCGAGCAGAGGCUGAGACCUGGUACAUGCAGAAGUAUGAAGAGAUGACAUCGUCAGCUGUAAAAUACGAUGAUGAUCUGAAAGACACCAAAUCUGAAAUUUCAGACCUGAAGCGUUUCAUCAACAGACUGACAGCUGAAAUUGAAGCACUCAAGGGACAGAGGGCAAACUUGGAGACUGCAAUCACUGAAGCCGAGGAACAUGGAGAGCUGGCUGUGAAAGAUGCAAAGGCCCGCAUCGCUGAUCUGGAGGCCGCCUUGCAGAAAGCCAAACAAGAUAUGGCCCUGCAGGUCCGUGAAUACCAGGAGCUGAUGAAUGUCAAGCUGGCCCUGGACAUUGAGAUCGCCACCUACAGGAAACUACUGGAAGGCGAGGAGAGCAGGUAUGAGAGUAACUCACCUGUCACUGUGGAGAGAAAUCCACGCGGUAUUUUUAGUGAGACAACAGCCAUGAAAGUAGUAGCACCUCAUUUAAAAUAGAGAAAAGAAAGUAUA